Molecule: messenger RNA, 1483 nt
Organism: Corticium candelabrum
Lineage: Eukaryota; Metazoa; Porifera; Homoscleromorpha; Homosclerophorida; Plakinidae
Exons: 8
Coding region: 21-1070 (349 amino acids)
Biological process (GO): microtubule cytoskeleton organization; neuron projection development
Cellular component (GO): neuron projection
Molecular function (GO): microtubule binding
Source: RefSeq, a predicted model, not a curated record
ACGAAAUCAGAUAACAACAAAUGGCCGGCGUCCCUUUUAUUGACACGCGCCCGGACUUCUCUUUGUAUGGCUUGAAAGACAAGAAGACGUGCAACAACAACACAGGGACGAAAUCCGAUAUGUUGCAGCGGAAACCUCAAGGACCGCCCUCCUCACCGGCAGUCUGGGGACCGCCGGCUUAUGUUGCUGGUUUUGAAAACGCUGAAGCACGACGGAAGGCCAGGCCGUCUGCAGAGAAAGAAUUGUAUGGAGGUGUGACGUCAAAAGUGGGUUCGUUUGAAAAUUUUAAUCGCACACCUGGUGGCAGCAGAAGUAGCUCAAGACCAGGCAGUGCAUUAGGAAGCAGGCGAAGUAGCAGAGAUGACAGUCCAUUAGAUAUCCAAGACCUUCUCGGUCUCAGUGAUCAAAAUUCACCCACCAAUAAAGCCACAAAUGAGAAAGAUGACAAUGACGACGAGAACGACGAUGACUGUGAGUAUGAUACUCAAGAGGUGAGACGUAGAAUGAUGAGAUCUCAAUCGGCACCAAACGUCCUGUACAACGAAGAUGGAUUGGUGAAGAUUUUGUCAACAAAGUUGACGUUUAAGCAAAGUGCACAGUCAAGGAUUGGUUCCCGUGACAAUGCAGACCAUCAAGCUGGAGGUGGCAAUGUCAAGAUCCUUAACGAAAAACUGAAGUUUCGCAAAGAAGCGAAAUCUCGGACAGACUCCGGCCUGUCAAGAAAUGCACCACAAAGACGACCCAAACUGAGUCUGGACAGUUCGGCUACCCAACAACGUAAAACAAUGCACAGAACACGCAGCGAAGGCAGCUACCCAGUCGGCUUGCCGUUGGGCCUAAGACGCUUCUCUCACAGUCUCCAGCAUACCAGUCCCUCACCCACAUUGACUGGUAAUGCCAUACGUAAGGUCGGUAUCGACAACAGCAACAAAUUGCUACGAUCACAAGCAGAAGAGACAAACACAAUUGAUGUGAUGGCGACCGACAAGACGAGCCAAUCGUCGUCUAGUUUAGAGGUAUUACCGGAAGCAGAGGAGGAUGAAGAACAAACCCAGAACGAUCGUCAAUAGAUGAAUAAAUUUUAUGCAAAAUUUCAAAGUUCUAUGUGUAUUAUGCUGCUAUCCUACUGAUUUUAUAGACUGGAGUAACAGAGUGUUCUGGUGUGUUAUGGUACUGUACUGACUUGCUUCUUGUUCACAACGUUAGAGGUUUGUGUGUGUGUGUGUGUGUGUGUGUGUGUGUGUGUGUGUGUGUGUGUGUGUGUGUGUAUGUGUGUGUCAUGCUUGUUCGUGUAAACUUGUUGUGUUACUCAAUACUGUUGGUCAAACAGGCAAUUGAAUUCAAUAGUCAAUCUAAUUUGUUUCUGUGUGCAAGAGGCAAGUGUCUAGUGUGUUUUGUUGAUGGACACAACUAUGAGUUUGUGCUACUGAAAUUGUAUCGUACUCAUGACAACAAGACAGAGACGUGUGUGUGUGUGUGUGUG